AUGCCGGUGAAAAAGGAGAGCACCACGCAGACUUACAAGAGGAGAUCUAAGGGGCACAACAACAAGGAGAAGCGUUAUGAGUGCGACGUGUGUGGCAAGGCCUGGCAGAAACCGAGCAAGCUGGAGAUCCACCGGCGGGUGCACACGGGAGAACGCCCCUUCAACUGCUCGGAGUGCAGCAAGAACUUCACCCGUUACGCCAGCCUACUGCGGCACAACCGCGUGCACUCCGGCGAGAAGCCCUUCACCUGCUCCAACUGCGACAAAAGCUUCAAGACGACGCAAGAGCUGAAGAUCCACCAGCGGGUUCACACGGGCGAGAAGCCCUAUGGCUGCUCCACCUGCGGCAAGAGCUUUGCCCAGUUGUCGGGGCUGUUGCGGCACGGGCUGGUGCACAGCAGUGAGCGGCCCUUCACCUGCUCCGACUGCGGCAAAGCCUUCAAGUCGUCGCAGGAACUGAAGGUGCACAUGCGCCUGCACACCGGUGAGCGGCCCUUCACCUGCUCCGACUGCGGCAAAUGCUACAAGUCAUCCAAGGAACUGAAGGUGCACAUGCGCCAGCACAUGGGAGAGCGGCCCUACAUCUGCAGCGACUGCGGCAAAGGCUUCAAGUCGUCGCCCGAACUGAAGAUGCACAUGCGCCUGCACACUGGGGAGAGGCCCUUCACCUGCAGUGACUGCGGCAAGGGCUUCAUCCGCUCCGAUAGCCUGCUAGAGCACCAGCACACCCACACCGGCGAGCGCCCCUACACCUGCAGCGACUGCGGCAAGGGUUUCACCCGCUCCCACGGCCUGCUGGUUCACCAGCGCACACACUCUGACGUGCGUCCCUACACAUGCACCCAGUGCGGCAAGGGCUUCACCUGCUCCAACAGCCUGCUGCAGCACCAGCACAUCCACACCGGCGAGCGCCCCUACACCUGCGCCCAGUGUGGCAAGGGCUUCACCUGCUCCAACAGCCUGCUGCAGCACCAGCGCACCCACACCGGCCAGCACCCCUACACCUGCACCCAGUGCGGCAAGGGCUUCACCAAGUCCACCAGGCUGCUGUCUCACCAGCGCACCCACACCGGCGAGCGUCCCUUCACCUGCACCCUGUGUGGCAAGGGCUUCACCCACUCCACCAGCCUGCGGGAGCACCAACGCAUCCACACCGGCGAGCGCCCCUACACCUGCACCCAGUGUGGCAAGGGCUUCACCCGCUCUAGCAGGCUGCUGUCCCACCAGCGCACCCACACCGGCGAGCGUCCCUACACCUGCACCCAGUGCGGCAAGGGUUUCACCAGCUCCACCAAGCUGCUGGAGCACCAGUCGAUGCACUCCGGUGAGAGGCCCUUCAGCUGUUCCGACUGUGGCAAAGGCUUCAAGACAACGCAAGAGCUAAAGAUCCACCAGCGGGUGCACACGGGCGAGAAGCCCUAUGGCUGCUCCACCUGCGGCAAGAGCUUUGCCCGGUUGUCGGGGCUGUGGGUACACCGGCGGGUGCACAGCAGUGAGCGGCCCUUCACCUGCCCCGACUGCGGCAAAAGCUUCAAGUCGUCGCUGGCACUGAAGGUGCAUAGACGCCUGCACACCGGGGAGCGGCCCUACACCUGCAGCGACUGCGUCAAGGGCUUCACCCGUCUCAGCAGCCUGCUGGCUCACCGGCGCACCCACACCAGCGAGCGCCCCUUCACCUGCAGCGACUGCGGCAAGAGCUUCACCCAGUCCAGCAACCUGCUGGUGCACCAGCACACCCACACCGGUGAGCGCCCCUACACCUGCGCUAAGUGUGGCAAGGGCUUCACCCGCCCCAACAGCCUGUUGUCCCACCAGCGGGUGCACGCUGGAGACGGUCCCAUCCCCAGCCCGGUGUGUGCAGAGCGCUUUGCCAUGGCCUCGCACACCCUGUCUCACCAGCACGUGCACACCAGUGGCCAGCCCUACGACUGCCCGUACUGUGGUGAGGCAUUUGACAGCUCGCGGGGGUUGCGGCAGCACCGGCGGGCCCACGCCGGCGAGUAGCUGCUCCCACUGUUACAA
Molecule: messenger RNA, 2022 nt
Organism: Leucoraja erinaceus (little skate)
Lineage: Eukaryota; Metazoa; Chordata; Chondrichthyes; Rajiformes; Rajidae
Product: gastrula zinc finger protein XlCGF26.1-like
Exons: 2
Coding region: 1-2004 (667 amino acids)
Source: RefSeq, a predicted model, not a curated record